UCUGCUGCGUUAUUAGUUUGUAAACACCGUACAAUCUGAGCGUAUUAAAUUGUGAUGAACAACAGAAUUUUAUUAAGUUUUUAUUUGCUCGCUAUUUCGAUUCAAUUAGUGAAUUCUCAAGAUGGUUUUGCAUCCGUAGGGGAAGGAACGACAGGAGGUGCUGGUGGUAAUACUGUCGAUGUUUGUACUGAAGAUGAAUUAACAACUGCUAUAAUUGAUGACACUCCUAGGAUAGUGAGAGUAGUCUGUAAUAUAACUUUGGAGCAUCGACUGUUUGUCGGUUCCAACAAAUCAAUUCUGGGUCGUACAGCUGGUGCGGGAAUAGCUUUUCAAGGCUUGAGAAUACAUAGCAAGAAAAAUGUAAUAAUCCGAGGACUUCAGUUUUGUUGCGCAUUUGAUCCUAGUGACGGAGUCACUGUUGAAAAUUCGACAAACGUGUGGAUUGAUCAUAAUGAAUUUUACUCUGACAUGGAUCACCACGAAGAUUAUUAUGAUGGACUUGUUGAUGUUAUUAUGGGCUCCGAUUUCGUCACAAUUAGUUGGAAUCAAUUCCGCAAUCAUUGGAAGACGAGCUUAGUUGGAAGUUCGGAUAGUAGAGGUGAUGUGGAUAUUGGACGCUUGCAUGUCACCUACCAUCAUAACUAUUUUCAAAAUUGUAAUUCGAGAAUGCCUUCGCUAAGAUUCGGAACGGGUCACAUUUACAACAAUUUUUACGAAAAUAUUGUGGAAUAUGCAAUUAAUAGUAGAAUGGGAGCUCAGGUACUUGUUGAAGGGAAUGUUUUUCGCAAUGCCACACUUGCCAUUACGACUAGCCUUUAUAGCAUAGAAGAAGGCUAUGCAGUUGAAAGGAACAAUGACUUUGGUGGAUCAAAUAAUAAUAUCACACAAGUUGGAACAUUUACCAAUCCUCCAUAUUCAUACCGAAUUGAUCGCACUUCAAAAAUACCGUAUUUAGUGCGACAACAUUCGGGACAAACAAUUUUAUUUUAAUUAAGAGUGAUAU
Molecule: messenger RNA, 1003 nt
Organism: Bradysia coprophila
Lineage: Eukaryota; Metazoa; Arthropoda; Insecta; Diptera; Sciaridae
Molecular function (GO): pectate lyase activity
Source: RefSeq, a predicted model, not a curated record